Molecule: messenger RNA, 692 nt
Organism: Lucilia cuprina (Australian sheep blowfly)
Lineage: Eukaryota; Metazoa; Arthropoda; Insecta; Diptera; Calliphoridae
Exons: 3
Coding region: 69-545 (158 amino acids)
Source: RefSeq, a predicted model, not a curated record
AAAAAGACGUGCACAAAAAUUUGUUAAAUGUGGAAAAAAAUUUAUUUUGUAUAAGCACAAAGUGAGAAAUGGAAAAGAAUAGAAGACAAUUUAAUAACUCCUGGAUGAAAGAAGACUGGACAAAAGGCUGGCUUGUUCAUAUCGAGCAGGCACCUGAAUGGAGCCAUAGUGGACCAUCUCAUGGCGCGUGGUGUAAGGUUUGUAAAGUUGGACUGCAGUGCCAAAAAAAAGAUUUAAAAAAACACGGACUGACAGAAAAACAUAGGAUAAAUUUAAAUUCGUUGAAGCCAUCAAAUACGGUAAGGUAUGGUAUAUUAAAAACAUCAAAAGAAAGUAAGAUUUUUGAAAUAAGAUUGGCAAUGUAUAUAUCUACGCACACAAGCAUAAUAUCCGUCGACCAUUUAUGUGAUCUAUUUCUCAAAACACUACAAAUUAAUAACAAAUCACUUACGUUAAAAAUGCAUCGAACCAAAUGUUCUGCUUUAAUUAAGUAUGUUAUUGCGCCAACACUACUAGAAGAAUUGUUAAUGGAAAAUAUUCUUUAAUAGUUGAUGAAUCAACUGAUAUAUCUAGAGUAAAGUGGAUGGCAAUUUGUAUACGUUAUUUUAAUCAAAAGGAAGUCAAAAUAAUGACCGAAUUUUUAGGAAUUUUGGUUGUGGAGGAGGCAACAGCAGUUGCGUUAUAUGAAAGUC